Molecule: messenger RNA, 2660 nt
Organism: Hyalella azteca
Lineage: Eukaryota; Metazoa; Arthropoda; Malacostraca; Amphipoda; Hyalellidae
Product: protein argonaute-3
Exons: 15
Coding region: 65-2548 (827 amino acids)
Biological process (GO): regulatory ncRNA-mediated gene silencing
Cellular component (GO): P granule
Molecular function (GO): protein binding; piRNA binding
Source: RefSeq, a predicted model, not a curated record
UCAAGCAUUUCAGCCUUAUUUCAUCUAUUCAAGUUGUCUGAGUAGGCAGGCUUAUUAAACAGUCAUGUCAAAUAAUCCAGGUGAUAACAAGCCUCCUCCCUCAAGCCGAGGAAGAGGCUUAGCGUUACUGCUAGCCGUUAAGCAGCAUCAACAGUUGUCUGAUCAAGCAUCUCAGCAUCCUAGGACCCCUGAUCAUGACUCAGAACCUCGAGUAGCAGUGCCUCAAGCCAGUGAGCUACCAGCAACUGAGCCAGAUAGAGAGGCAGAUCCUUUUGGUCCUGCAACCUCGCAACCACCUCAGUUACCACAUCAACCACCUCAGUUACCCAGCACUGGGCCGAGGGGACAACUUCCACAUGUUAGAAGUUCUACUCCUCCUUCCAUUGGGACUCGUGGAGCUCGUUUGAUUGGUCCAAGACCUGGUAGCCCUGCAUUUCCAAGAAGCCUUGCUGGUUCUGCCACUAAUGUUUUUCAGCCUAGCGCAAGGGCCUUGCCUGUCACCUCCUCCAUGGGGUCGGGGCUCAGUGGCAGCUCCAGUGGCCGAGCCAGCAGCCUUGCCACCUUGAGCCUGUCUAUGCCCUCCAGAUUCAACGCGACCUGUAACUGGCUGCGGUUGCACCUUGACCCGAAGAAAGCGGUCUACGAGUACGCCGUCUUCUUUGAACCUGCAAUAGACGCUCGCAACCUGCGCUUCAAGAUACUGUCCAACCUCAAGGAUAAGAUCGGCAACACCAAGAGCUUUGAUGGAGCUAAGCUCUGGCUGCCUGAAAGGCUUAAAAAUGAUCGUACGGAGCUGUCCACGGUGCAGCCCGUGACGGGCGAAGAGGUGCGGGUUCGUCUGGACCUGAAGCAGCGCACGUCGCUGGCGGACUGCGUGCAGCUCUACAACGUCCUCUUCAUGCGCGUCCUGCGCCAGCUUCAGAUGACCAGGGUCGGCUUCAGCUACUACCUGCCUGGUGCCAAGUUCCUGGUACCACAGCACAAGCUGGAGAUCUGGCCAGGGUACGUGACGGCCGCGCACAGCAUGGAGGGCGGCGUGAUGCUGUGCGUGGACACAAGUCAUAAGGUCCUGCGCACCACCACUGCGCAUGAAGUCAUGGCGACGGUGAUGCGGUCGAGCUCUGGGACGUUCGAGAUGGCAGCGAAGGCAGCGCUGCUGGGCAGCGUUGUUCUCACGCGCUACAACAACAAGACCUACAAAGUGGACGACGUCAUCUUUACAGAGACGCCCAAGUCCACCUUCACCAACUCUAAGGGCGUCACGAUGACGUACAUUGAGUACUACAAGCAGCAGUACAACAUCGACAUCAAGGAUCAUAACCAGCCCCUCUUGAUCAACAAGGUCGCGAAGAAAGAAAUCAAAGAGAUGCACGACUUGAAGCUGCUGUGCCUGAUCCCCGAGCUGUGCUACAUGACGGGCCUGACAGAAGAGAUGCGCAGGGACUUCAAAGUAAUGAAGGACGUGGCGCAGCACACGAGACUGCCGCCUCUUGCGCGCCAAGACGCGCUUCUCAAACUAGUCCACAACAUCAACAGUGAGUUGAACAACAGCAACAAAGGGGGGCGCUGGGUGGUGAUAUUCACAAAACGAGACUCGCGAUGCGCUACGCAGUUCGUGGCUACGAUGAACAUCGUGUGUCGCCCUCUUGGUAUACGCCUGGGCGCUCCUGAGAUGGUCGAGCUGCAACAGGACCGCGUCGAGGCCUACGUCACUGCAUUGCGGGAGUCCCACUCUAAAAAGCUGCUGCUGGCGGUGAUCAUCAUGCCAUCGCAGCGCGAGGACCGCUACAACGCCGUCAAGAGGGUUGCCUGCUCAGAGCUCGGUCUGCCCACGCAGUGCAUCGUCGCACGCACAAUCUCCAACGACGCCAAGCUUAGAUCUGUUACACUUAAGAUCGCCUUACAGAUCAACUGCAAGCUUGGUGGGGAGCUGUGGGCACUCAAGAUACCCAUGCAGGGACUCAUGGUGUGCGGCAUCGACGUGUACCACGACCCGACAAGACGAGGCAGCUCAGUGGCAAGCUUCGUCUCCUCCACCAACGUCACCCUCACCAAGUGGUUCAGUCGCGCCUCCUUCCAGAACCCCGGCGACGAGAUCGUCAACGGCCUCAGAACUUCGUUCUUAGCCGCGCUCAAGAAUUACCACGAGGUGUGGCAGCUCUCCCUGGUCCAGGAAGUCGAGCUCCCGCAACUGGCGUCGGUCUUCAGGAACUUCGACGGACUUAUUUCCUGCUGCACUUUGAAGCCAGGUAUAAUAGACCACACUAUUACCAAACGCAACUGGUACGACUUUCUGCUGGUAUCGCAGCACGUGCGACAAGGGACCGUAUCCCCCACGCACUACGUGGUCGUGCAUGACGGGGUGGGGCUCAAAGUGGACAACCUGCAGCGUCUUACCUACAAGCUCACGUAUCUCUACUACAACUGGCCGGGCACCAUCCGCGUGCCUGCUCCGUGCCAGUACGCCCACAAAUUGUCAUACCUCGUUGGCCAGAACAUAAGGAAGCCCACGCACGACGCGCUCCAGGACAAACUCUUCUAUCUCUGAACUGCUCUGCGACUCUGGUGCUCUGCAACUCUGCACUGCUCUGCAACUCUGAACUGUUUUGCAGCUCUGGUGCUUUGCGACUCUGAACUGCUCUGCAACUGUGGUGCUCUGC